AUGGAAUACCCUGACUACUAUUUCCCCUUCAACAGCUCCGACGACGAGAGCAGUGAGGUGCAUGAGCGCUUCCUGCGGUUCCGUGAGGUCUUCCUGCCCUGUGUGUAUGCAGUGGUGUUCGUCUUCGGUCUGCUGGGGAACUUGCUGGUGCUGCUGAUCUACGUCAUCUACCAGAAGCUGCAGAGUGUGACAGACGUGUUCCUGGCCAACCUGCCCCUGGCUGACCUGGUGUACGUCUGCACGCUCCCCUUCUGGGCCUACGCAGGCUUCCACCAGUGGGUCUUCGGUAGGGCCCUGUGCAAGAUCCUGCAGGGCAUCUACACCGUCAACUUCUACGUGUCCAUGCUCACGCUCACCUGCAUCACCGUGGACAGGUUCAUCACGGUGGUCCAGGCCACCAAGGCCUACAAGCAUCGGGCCAUGCACAUGGCCUGCAGCAAGGGCAUCGUGGGCGGCACCUGGGUGGUCUCCGUGCUGCUGUCCCUGCCGCAGAUUAUCUACAGCGAGGUCCACUCCCGAGACAGGCUCAUCUGUGACUACGAGGAAAACGAGGUUUUCAGGGUGGUCCUGGCCACCCAGACAACCCUGGGCUUCUUCCUGCCCCUGCUCACCAUGAUGCUGUGCUACCCGGUCAUCAUCCGGACCAUUCUGCUCUCCCGAGGCUUCCGGAAGCACAAAUCUCUGAAGAUCAUCAUCGUGGUGGUGGCCGUGUUCCUGCUGACCCAGACACCCUUCAACCUCGUCAAGCUCAUCCGAAGCUCCAACUGGGAGUACUACGCCAUGACCAGCUUCGACUACGCCAUCGUCGCGACUGAGGCCAUCGCAUACUUGCGCCUCUGCCUUAACCCUGUGCUCUAUGCCUUUGUCGGCCUCAAGUUCCGGAAUAACUUCCGGAAACUCAUGAAGGAUGCUGGCUGCAUCGGAUUCUUGAGACAAUGGAAGUCUUCUGAGGACAACUCCAAGAGCUGCUCUCCUUCACACAACCCAGAGGGCACCUGCAUGGUCCAGCUGUAG
Messenger RNA from Heterocephalus glaber (naked mole-rat), 1014 nucleotides. Lineage: Eukaryota; Metazoa; Chordata; Mammalia; Rodentia; Bathyergidae. The record is from RefSeq and is a predicted model, not a curated record.